Messenger RNA from Abrus precatorius (Indian licorice), 2727 nucleotides. Its product is annotated as anaphase-promoting complex subunit 4. Bases 211 to 2607 code for a protein of 798 amino acids. Gene Ontology annotation, biological process: positive regulation of mitotic metaphase/anaphase transition; protein K11-linked ubiquitination; anaphase-promoting complex-dependent catabolic process. Gene Ontology annotation, cellular component: anaphase-promoting complex; nuclear periphery. NCBI's taxonomy places the organism in Eukaryota, Viridiplantae, Streptophyta, Magnoliopsida, Fabales, Fabaceae. The transcript has 20 exons. Gene Ontology annotation, molecular function: protein binding. The record is from RefSeq and is a predicted model, not a curated record.
UAUCUCAGUUGUAAUCACUUUCUGUCUUUCUUUCUUCCAUUCCAUCCUUUCAUUCUUUUAUCUCCCAUUCUCGUUUCUUAACCACCUUCACUUCAUUGUAACACUGUUUAGGGUUUUGCUUCACUCGCCAUUAGCUCUUCGCUUUCACCAAUUUUGCCAUAUCACUCAUACAUUUUUAAUUCUACAUCGAGCUCAGUGUUACUGUUAGCUAUGGAAACCGAUGAAUCCUCUCGCGUGCUUCCGUUUCAGCUACAGUUCGAUAAACCCCUCGCCUCUCAGAUCAAAAUUGCGGAGUGGAAUCCUGAGAAGGACUUGCUUGCCAUGGUUACCGACGACUCUAAGAUCUUGCUCCAUCGUUUCAAUUGGCAACGCUUGUGGACCAUAACCCCAGGAAGAUGCAUAACCUCUUUGUGUUGGCGCCCUGAUGGUAAAGCAAUUGCUAUUGGGCUCGAUGACGGGACGUUGUCACUGCAUGAUGUUGAAAAUGGAAAGCUAUUAAGAAGCUUAAAGUCACAUUGUGCUGCCAUUAUAUGUCUCAACUGGGUGGAGGACAGUCAGCUAAUUACAGAUGACUAUGGUCACACUUCAAAGUAUGAAGAUAGAACCUCCCGAUUCUUUCCUCCUGCUCCAAGAGUUCCUCGAAUGCCUGGAUUGGUAUCUGGGGAUAAUGGCUUCAUGGAUGACAGUGAAGAUUCAUUUCAGGAGCUGUCAAAUUCGUCUCACCAACGGUUCAAUAUCUUAUGCAGUGCAGAUAAAGAUGGAAACAUUUGUUUUAGUAUAUUUGGCAUAUUCUCUGUAGGGAAAAUUAACGUACACAACCUCACUUUUCGGACUAACUGUGAUGGUGCAGAAACAACUAACAGAAUUUUAAAUGCUUCUGUACAGAAGGUUGCAUUAUCAAAAGAUCUUUGUCGUUUGAUAGUCAUGUGCUCAGGAGACCUUGUUGAAGUUGGUGAUGACUUGGAAGAAAUUCACAUGGCUGGGCAAAAUGAGCACGGCCUGCAUUGCUUAGCAUUGAACACAGCUAUAUUUUGGAAUAGGAAAAAUGAACUUCAUCAGGUAGCUCAACAAGCCUCUAACAUUGAGGAUUUGACUGAGGUUGUUCGGACAUCAUUAUCAGUUAUGAGUAGGCAGUGGUCUGAUGCUAUGAAAACAUUUCAGGAGAAGUUCAGCUCUUUGUCUACUCUGAUUAUAAAUCAUGGACUUGAUUCCUCACCUCAAGAGGAGUUUCUGAGCCUUUUGGGUGGUGCAAGGACUAGCCCACCAGUUCAUCAGUUUCUUGUCAACACUCUUGGUGAAGUGGGUGUCAAGCGUAUUUCAAAGGUUGUCUGUGGUGCAGGCAAAGAACUUCAACGUAUUGUCUUGGACCACCUCCAGUGCUUGGUGUUGCACUUGCACCCUUUCACAGACUUUUUCCAGAUCAAUGAAGACUGUGUAAAGCCAGCUGUAGAAGUUAUUGGAUUCAGAAUUGGAGAACUAAGAGGGCUUUCAAGAUGGCAUGCACGCUACCUAGGCAUUGGCUUGGAUGAGUCACUUAUUAACAAUGCAACAGAAAAGGCUGGUAUGCUACUUGUACAAGUUGAACGAUUUAUGAGGGUUCUUUCAUCUGUUGUGCAGCAGUAUUCAAACUUCUUCAACUGGCUACUAAAGUGUAUAAAAUUACUCAUGUCAGAACCAAGUGACCAGCUUCUACCAUAUAACAGUGAACUUGUUAUUAUAUUCCUGAAGUUUCUUUAUGAAAAAGAUCCAGUUAAACAAUUGCUGGAAGCAUCAGAAACAGAAUAUGAAGUUGAAAUUGAUUUGGAAACAAUGCAAAGAGUUAGAGAAUUAGUUCUGUUUGGGGGAUUUUCAGACACUGAAUAUCUAAGGAGAACAUUGGCUACGGAAUUUCAGCAAAUGGAAUUAAGCUUUAAAGAGGCUUUUCAAAUGCCUUUUACCACAAUAUCAAGAAAGAUACUUUGUGAGGAUAUACUACCACUGUUUCCUCUUCUGUCUUUGUCAAAAGCAUCUUCAUCCAUGAGAAUUCCCACUUCAGUAGCAUAUUAUGAGGAUUCCUCUAGAGCUUCCUUGUCACAUUUCACUGGUCAAAAUCAGUUUAUUGAUUACAUAUCUUUUCAAGUACCUGAUGAGUGUUUCUCGGAUAUUGUAAAUUGCAUAUGCAUAGUCAGGGGAUUUAUGCAUGACUCACACUGUCUAAAAAAGGGUUAUAGUUCUUUGGAAGCUGUGCUGUUAUGUAUUCCUGAUGAUUAUCAAUGUGUGGAUCUGUCUUUGUACAAGGAUAGUCAAAUUGUCUUGUUACUAAACAAAGCUUCAAUGACGUCAGAAAGUGCUGGAGAUGGUUGUAUGAUGAUUGUGCAAGCAAGUGAUCUACCAUAUAUCUCUAUAUCAAGAUCUGCUUAUACAGAUAUCUGGAGGUUACAAGAACUGAAGGAUUCUGUCACUUACCUGCACAUCCGGGAUGAGAAAGCUCGCACCAUCCCUCAUUCUGUAAUUGCUCCCUUGGCAGUUAGUGCAUCACGAGGUGUGGCUUGUGUAUUUGCGGCAAGAAAGCGUGCUCUGGUCUACAUUUUGGAAGAAGAUGAAGAUGAGGUCUCGGAUGCAGAAUAAUUUCCUUGGUUUAUUUUUCCUUUGAUAGCAAUUUUUGCUCUUGUUUUGGGUUUCAAAUAUCUUUAUAGUCCUUGAAAACAUUGUUGUAGCAUGUCCAUAUCCCAUAUUAGCGUUCAUAUU